GACGUCAGUGUCAGCUGGUCAAUGUUUACAUCCAAAAUUUGGUGACAUAUUGAAUGUUUAUGGGAGGACCGAGAGAGUAACAACUCCCGAUUUUAACAUCAUUUUGCUAAAUACAGUUGACACUAUAAAGCAGCGUCGAAUAAACGUCACUUCCAUAAGGUAAAGACAGUUGCUUCGUAUUUUUAUGGCGAGUUUCUUUGUUUGCUCCUCCAGCCUGCCUAUUUCUGUUUUCUCCCGUGUACCACUGCAGUGCGCUUCAUAGACGACAUCAACAAAGACAAAGAUGGGAGGAGCCGUUAGUGCAGGGGAGGAUAAUGAUGAGUUGAUUGACAACUUAAAGGAGGCCCAGUACAUCCGCUCAGACCUGGUGGAGCGAGCUUUCAGGGCCAUCGACCGGGCUGACUACUACCUUGAAGAGUUCCGUGAUAGCGCCUACAAGGACCUGGCAUGGAGGCAUGGGAACAUCCACCUUUCAGCCCCUUGCAUCUACUCAGAGGUGAUGGAGGCCCUGGACCUUGAGCCGGGCUUGUCCUUCCUCAACCUGGGCAGUGGUACAGGCUACCUCAGCACCAUGGUGGGACUUAUACUGGAAAUCGAGACUCAUCAGACCAGGCAACAUUCUUCCAGUCUUCAACUGUCCAAUUUUGGUCCAUUUGGAGUGAACCAUGGGGUGGAGCUACACCAAGAUGUCAUUGAGUAUGCAUAUCAGAAACUGGAAUUCUUCAUCAAGACCAGCGACAGCUUUGAUAGGUUUGAGUUCUGUGAGCCCUGCUUUGUCAAAGGGAACUGUAUGGAGAUUGCCCCAGAAUGUAGUCAGUAUGACAGGGUGUAUUGUGGAGCUGGUGUACAGAGGGAGCAGGAGGACUACAUGAAGAACCUGCUCAAAGUGGGUGGAAUCCUUGUGCUGCCAUUGGAAGAAAAGUUGACCAAGAUCACUCGAACAGGCUACAACAACUGGGAGACCAAAAAGAUCAUUGCUGUGUCCUUUGCCCCACUAGUGUUGCCCAAACACAGAGACAACAGUAAACCCAAAGCAGUGCCUUUACCGGCCAUGUUUGAGGUGCGGACUCUGCAGGACUUGGCUCGCAUCUCUAUUCGCUUGACAUUGAAGAGGACAGUGGCGGGGCCGGGGCCGUUGCCCAGGAGGAGGCUGACACACAGCGGGGAGCAACUCCGCCGGAGGCGUGCCCAACAAAGAGGCUCCGCCCUGCUCUCUAACCGUUACAUAUUUAUGAGCCGCCUCAUCCCUGGGCCAAUGGACGACAACAACAACCGCUCCGGCACUGACACUGAAGAGGAGGAGGAGGAGGAAGAAGAAGGGAAUUGCAGGGUUUUAGGAGGGCCUGAGGAGGAGGAGGAGCAGGGAGAGGAGAGGAGGGAGGGAGGAGCCCUUUUGCAUGAGGCUCCAGUGAACCUGCUGAGAGAGAGGAUCCUGGCUCUUCCGCUCCCUGAGCCUCUGAAGAUGUAUCUCCUCCACUACAGAGAGAAGUAGGGUGGCACACCAGACCAUAUGCUGUGCUCCCAUUCUCUAACUUAUUUCCAUCCCGAUGCCCCUGUUGACUCCAUUUUAUGGGUUCAAAAGUAAUGAAUUGGUGAGAAAUAGUCAGAUACCUACUGAAAUGGAUAAGAUUAGUACCAUAUUUCCACCAGCAAGUAACCUGGCUUCCAAUUCGACCCCUUAGAAACUUCAUGUUGAAGUGAAUGAAAAGAAGAAUUGGAUGAGAAGUAUCAAUAUGGUUAUAAUGCCAUCUCCCCCUACACCAGUGUUUCUCAACCCUGCUCCUGGACACCCCCCCCCCUCCCCCCUGCCCUGCAUGUUUUCGAUAUCUCCCU
Esox lucius (northern pike) is the source of this 1833-nucleotide messenger RNA. RefSeq names its product protein-L-isoaspartate (D-aspartate) O-methyltransferase domain containing 2a (gene pcmtd2a). The transcript is spliced from 7 exons. NCBI's taxonomy places the organism in Eukaryota, Metazoa, Chordata, Actinopteri, Esociformes, Esocidae. The coding region runs from base 284 to 1492 and encodes 402 amino acids. Gene Ontology annotation, biological process: protein modification process. Gene Ontology annotation, cellular component: cytoplasm. Gene Ontology annotation, molecular function: protein-L-isoaspartate (D-aspartate) O-methyltransferase activity. The record is from RefSeq and is a predicted model, not a curated record.